Molecule: messenger RNA, 1723 nt
Organism: Papaver somniferum (opium poppy)
Lineage: Eukaryota; Viridiplantae; Streptophyta; Magnoliopsida; Ranunculales; Papaveraceae
Product: probable transcription factor At5g28040
Exons: 1
Coding region: 540-1478 (312 amino acids)
Biological process (GO): regulation of DNA-templated transcription
Cellular component (GO): nucleus
Source: RefSeq, a predicted model, not a curated record
UAAUAUGCAUCUUAAAUAGGAUUUUAUCUCCAAAAAGUCCCAAUUGGAUGAAGAAAAUAAAACCAAGUAAAUAAGCCAAGAAAAUAGACAGGCCAGCCAAGGGAUGCACACUUGGAGAACGGUGCAGAUCAGUUGGUACGCCAAACACAUAGGCUUUACCAUGUCCCUUCAGCAUCAAUAUUAUUAUGCCGAACAGUGCAAGAGUCCCAUAAAGUCAUCUAGGAUAUGGCGUUGUUAAUGUCCACUUGACCUAAAGGUACACCUCGGUUAAGAGGAUGGGUGCAAAGCAGCUUUGGCAUGUGGAUAACUUUUUCAAUAACAGUCGCACCAUUCACGCGCUCCUCCUCAGCCAAAGAAAACGUCACAAGAAUUUAUGCUCCCAAUUGCGUAGCUCACAGCCCUAAACUUAGUCACAGCUCUCCUCCUCUCUCUUUCCGCAUCACAGACUUUAAGCGACUUUAGACUCUUUCCGCAUCACAGACUCUACAGCUCUUCCUCUCCUCCAGCCUCCACCACCAACAAUUCUCAGAUCUAUCAUCAUGUCAACCGUUUCAGCAGAAGCUCCAUCAUCGAAGAAACCCAAAAUUGCUUCCGGAGAAAACCACCGGGAAUCCACACCAGAGUCGCCGGAAAACAUACACACCACCACCAACAUCACCGGCGUAACACCAGUUGCCGCAACCCCAAACACUGACAGGAAACCCAGGUUCCAGAGGGUCUUCUCUGAAGAAGAUGAGAUCCAUCUACUGAAAGGUUUUCAAGAAAUCACUCAAGAUACACCAAAUCCAGCCACGGCUGGUCCUAUGCUUUAUGAGCGUGUUGGUAAAUCGUUGAGUGGUGAAAUUAAUCAGACCCAGCUUAUUGAAAAGAUUCGUAAACUCCGUCAGAAGUAUACUAAACAGGUGAUGGAAAAUAUAAUGCCUAAGAACCCUCAUGACAAAGAAGUCUUCGAUAUUUCCAACGAGAUCUGGGGUGAAAAUCCAGCUCGUGGGAGGAGAAGUUCACCCAAAGGGCCUUCUAAUAAGAGAGUGCGGAAGAGGAAAUCAUCUUCAGGUGGUGAUGUCCCCAAAGGAGGUAUUAUUGUAGGUUUACCAUCAUCAUCUUUGCCUCCUGCAGAUAACAACAACAAUGACAACAAAGCUCAUGUUGCUGACAAAGCUUAUUAUGCUGCUGAAGGUCUAAAUGGGGCCGAUGAUGCCGCUGCUGCUGUUACUGUUGCUUUUGCUCCUGCUGUGAAGAUAGAUCUUGCGAGUAAUUAUUCGUAUUUGAUGGAAGAAAUGAAUCGAUUACCUGGGAAUUCUAUUAUGAAACACGGUGUCAAGUGUUUGGAUCGAGCUGAACUGGGAAGGUUUAAUCAGAAUUGGCGAUUGCUGCAGAUUGAGGAAGCUCAGCUUUCACUUCGCCGCAACGCAAUGAUUCAUGAGCAAACCAAGUUGAUCUUAGAAGCUAUUGCAGCAGCCUCUAAGAAUGGGAACUAAGGAUGGAUUCUUUAAUCUUCGGAUUGAAUUUUAAUGAAAUUCCCAUGUUAUUUUGCAAUGUAUAUGCAAAGAAUUUGUGUUUAAUUUAGGAAGGUGUCUUAGUUUUCUCGGUUUCGAAGUGUUUAGUUUUGUUCUUGUUGCUUCUUUUGGGAUUGCUCCUGCUAUCAUGUAAGGUCAUGAACUCAAGAACUUUAUUCUAGUAGUAUAUCUUUUGUUUGAGUACUAGCCAUUUUUCUCUUCUUUAA